UUACCGUUACCAAAGAUUGUGCGAAGAUAUUCAAGAUUUCCUCGUGGCCCGUGGCCUGGAUCCGAGACGCUGCGCAAACGCAGUGCGCGAGAUCACACCGCGACGCGCACACGCGCGCUCCGAACACAUUUUUAAAACCUUCAUUAUUUAUUGUUUAUUUAAAAUAUUUUUUUUGUGAAAAUUGUUUCAAAAGUGGAAGCAAUAUGGCGUAUUUUAUUCUUGUGUUCGUCGCGUUUGGAUUCAUAUCACAGAUUGACUGCAACAGCCACUAUGACAACUACACCCUUAUACGCCUGCACCCAAGUACAGUGGAUCAUCAAAAAUCAGUCACAGAAUUCAGUGAUCCUUCGGGAGAAAUCGAAAUUAUGAAGGAGAGUCGCGGGGUCAAUGACACGCUGGACAUAUUGGUACCACCAGGCAAAAUGAAAUUUGUCCACGACUACGCAAAUACUAACGGAUUAAAGUUGGAAGAAAAGCAACCGAAUUAUGGAAGGACUUUACAAGACGUGUCAGAGAGACUGCCCAGAAGAAGAAUUUUGGACCGUUUUAGCGUAUUUCAUUACAAUUCAUAUGAUAAUAUGCAAGAGUUCAUUGAAGGCAAAGCACAGAGAUAUCCUGCCCUGGUGCAGCUGCAAGAACUUGGCAAGAGUUACCAGGGUCGCAAGAUGAGGCUCGUCAAGAUAUCCACCAGACCUAAUGCUAAAAAUCCUAUCAUAUUUGUUGAUGCAGGUGUCCAUGGCAGAGAAUGGGUAGCACCAGCAAUGGCACUAUACUUGAUCCAUCGCCUGACUGUCGACCCAACGGCCUUUGUGAAAGGUGGAGAGCUGGACGGCGUCGACUGGUACAUCCUGCCCCUAGUCAACCCUGAUGGUUACGAAUACACCAGAUCCAGCAGAAGCAAUCGCAUGUGGAGGAAAACCAGAUCAAAACACGGCGCCAGCCAUUGUUACGGCGUUGACGGCAACCGAAACUAUGGCUUCAAGUGGGCAGUAAGUGGGGUAUCCAACGAUCCUUGCCACAAAGAGACAUACGCUGGCCCUAAGCCUUUCUCCGAACCUGAGACACAAAUGGUCAGAAAUGUCAUGAUGGACAACGCAAAGCGGAUGAAGUUAUACGUAUCACUGCACUCAUACGGUCAGUACUUGGUCUACCCAUGGGGAUACACAGGAGAUUUUUUGCCUAAACAAUGGAAGAAACUGGAUGAUAUGGCAAGAUCAGUAUCGAACGCUGUAGAGCGAGCUGGAGGACGCCCAUUCAAAGUCCUGAGCGCUGGUAAAUGGUAUCCUGCGGCCGGCGGCAGCGAUGACUAUGCCUUCGGAGCUGCGGGAGUUCCAUAUUCCUACACCAUGGAGUUGACCGAAGGACACGAGUUUGCAUUCCCCGAAGAGCUUUUAGAAACUGUAUUACCCCAGUUCUAUGAGGGAUUCAAAGAGUUUGGUGCCCGAAUCAAGGCUGAAUUUGGUAGACAAAGAAAAAAGAGAGAGAUCAUGGAUACACAGUGACUUGUUGAAGACUGACAUCAUGAAAUAGGCUACGAUUAUAGUGAAUAAGAAUAAAAAUUUAAAACGAA
This is a messenger RNA of Spodoptera frugiperda (fall armyworm), 1570 nucleotides long. Its product is annotated as carboxypeptidase B. Bases 204 to 1502 code for a protein of 432 amino acids. Gene Ontology annotation, molecular function: zinc ion binding; metallocarboxypeptidase activity. Gene Ontology annotation, biological process: proteolysis. The record is from RefSeq and is a predicted model, not a curated record. NCBI's taxonomy places the organism in Eukaryota, Metazoa, Arthropoda, Insecta, Lepidoptera, Noctuidae. The transcript is spliced from 7 exons.